AAGGUGGACCCGUUUACUGUGAACAGACCCACGCACGUUCAUCACUUGGGAAUAUUACUUGGUGUCUUUCUCCCAGUGUUUUUAUUUUAAACAAAAGGAAUCAAAGUCGUGAUGUUUGAAUUUAAGAAGAGGAGAAGUCUGCCCCUGACCUGCUCCAGAGACACGGAGGAGUUCAGGAGAGUAGCGGUGCGACGCAAACUCAAAGGACACACAGAGAGUGACGUGUGCCUCUCCUACAGCUGCCGACAUUCAUUCGACAGACUCUGUGGAGCAGGUUCAAAGUCCAGAAUGGAGCCCGAGGAAGACCACGAGAGGACCCCCGCCAAGAGAUCUCAUCACAAACCACAAGUCCCACCUAAACCUCCCCACCUCCUGACUCCAGUUAAGUCCGUACCACAGCUUAAGCAUGGACCCAAAGUAGACCAAACUCCAAACCGGGGACUGAAUGGAUUCACCAACCCGUCUCUGAACUGCUACUCACCAACUCCGGUUAAAGCUAGUUUUAAAAAUAGAGAACCUACUAAAUCUCCUCAAGCUAUUUCUUAUCUCACACCCAGUCCUACUAUGGGAUCACAGGGCUCAGCAGAUCUAGCUAUUCAAAACUGUAGCCCAAAAAGUGAAGGGAGGUGCAGUCCAAUAAACACUAGUCCAAUUUCAAGACGGCUACGAACCCCCAGUCCAGUUCAUGGGAAGAUGUGGACCUAUACUCCUGCCAAGAACUCCAAAUCUUGGUUCGGAAUAAAUAAAAUCGCAAAGUUGGAUGGACAAGAGAGGAACAGACCAAAGUCUCUGAGUGUGCCUGACCUGAUCACUUACGUGGAAGAAAGCAGUUUUUAUCCUGAAAAAGACCGUUCUCUUCUACAACCUCUGCAGACCAACAAUAUUUCUGAUACAGAGGUUUUCAAGCAAACGGACAAUUUCACAAAUGAAAAAGCUGCCUACCUUUUGAGACAGGAAAUAAAUGACAUCAUGGACAAAGCAAGUAAUGCUGUUGUUGUAAAUGAAAACAGUCAAACUGAAGAGGCCAAAAUACCAGUGGUCAAUGUGCCAAAGUUUUACUGCAAAUGGUCUGAGGAUGUAAUUAUUGACCAUGACCACAAGGAGGAGCCUGAAGAAAAGGAGAGUGUGAAAGAAGAGGAUGAUCCAGAGCAGAAAUUAUACAAAGUUGCAAAUGAGUUUCUGCAAAGUGAGAGGGCCUAUGUUGCUCGACUGUACCUGUUGGACAAGGUGUUUUGUUCACGUCUGAUGGAAGAAGCAAACCGAGGAUCUUUCCCUCCUGAAGUCGUCAAAAACAUCUUCUCCAACAUCUCCUCCAUUUUCUCCUUCCACAAUCAGUUUCUGCUCCCAGACCUCGAGAACUGUCUCAGCCACAGAGGUGACUGUGCAGGCCUGGGCAGUGUUCUGCUGCAGCACGCUCCCUUCAUGAGGAUGUAUGCAGACUACGUCCGAAACUUUGACCAGUCCUUGGACCUGGUGAGGACCUGGACUGAGCGCUCCUCUGCCUUCAGGAACAUCAUUCAGGAAAUACAGAGCAUGGAGCAGUGUGGCAGUCUGACCCUGCAGCACCACAUGUUAGAGCCUGUGCAGAGACUUCCUCGAUACGAACUCCUGCUCCGAGAUUAUCUGAAGAAACUCCCUGAGGAUCACCCAGAUUAUCAACCUGCUCAGAAGUCGUUGCAGACUAUUUCCAUGGCAACGGUCCACUCAAACAGCGCCAUCGAAAAAGCUGAGGGUCUAAGGAAGCUGCUGGAGGUUUAUGAGAUGGUGGGCGAGGAGGAGGUGGUCAAUCCCACAAACGAGUUUCUGAAAGAGGGUCGACUGGUCAAGCUCGCCGCCAGGAACACGUCUGCCAUGGAAAGACGACUGUUUUUGUUCAAUAACUUCUUGCUGUGCUGCUCACCUAAGUUCAGUCUGGUGGGGCAGAGGUACACAGUGCGCUACAGAAUCGGGAUCGAUGGGAUGAACGUUCAGCCGACCGUAAACGAAGGUCAUCCGUUCACCUUUCAGGUCUCUGGAAAGGAGAAAACUGUGGAGCUGCAAGCCAGUUCUGAAGAAGAGCGCGAUGAGUGGAUUAAGGUGAUCCAAGAGGCCAUUAGUGUAUUCCAGAAGAAAAAUGAAACCUUCAAAAUGGCCGCUCGAGACCUUGUUGUGGAGGAGCCUAUGAAGGAACUGGGUCGCCGUGCUCCAAAGUGGAUCCGAGAUAAUGAGGUGACAAUGUGUAUGAAAUGUAACGAGGCUUUUAACCCUCUCACGAGAAGAAGACACCACUGCAGAGCCUGUGGAUGUGUUGUGUGUUGGAAGUGUUCAGACAAUAAAGCAGCUCUGGAGUACGAUGGGAACAAACUCAACAAAGUGUGUAAAUCCUGCUUCCACAUCCUGACUGCUCAGCGAGGGGAGCGACUAAGAGCACACUCAGACGUACCCAUAUUACCCAGUUUAAUAAGUGGAUUCUUAAAUUACGGUGACAACCCAAAGACAUGGCAACAAACAUGGACUGUUCUCCCCAAAAGUGACCCAUCAGUACUGUACCUGUAUGCUGCUUCACAGGACAUCAAACCCCAGUCUACUAUUCCUCUGCUCGGGUACAUGGUGGAGAAAUAUCCACAGGAGUUUCCAGGUCAAGUUUGUUUCUGUUUGAGACAAUCAAAAAUCACACACACUUUCUUUUGUGAGCACAUGGACCUCAGAGAUCGCUGGGUUACUGUUCUCAAGACAGCUAUUCACAACACUACACUUGCACUGCCCUCCACUGAAUCCUGCAGUGGUAAUGUAUCUGACGCAAGCUCCUCCAGUAAUGAAGAUUAUAUUAUAAUUGACCAUGAGGCAUAAAUUAUUUAUAUUAUGCUUAUCAGUAACUUGAUAAUGUCAUAAAAUUGAUAUAGAGUAGUAACUGAAUUGAAAAUGGAUGUAUACUGAUUUGGUACAGAUAAAUAUUCGUUUUAAACAUUCCAUUCUGAUCAUUAAAGGUACACUAUGUAACUUCUCUGUUAGGCCAUCUGCCACUUUCUUGCCUUUAUUUUUUUUUUAUUUAGAAGGAUAGCCACUUGAGAUGUAAUAUCUUGUUUGUGAGGGGGUCCUUAGUGUAAUAACAGAAAAAUAGCAAUUACUGAAAGGAAGAGAAAAAACAAAAACACACAUCAUAACAGACAACAUUCACACAAUACAGUAUCAUAAGAUCAUACGGCUCUCUUGAGUUUAUCAUCCUCACACAUAUAUUGAUAAAUUGUUGAUGUGAGAUUGGAGAAAAGCAAAUCUAUAUACACCAGGGAGUACAUAAAACAAAAAGUAGUUGUUUUCAAAACGUUUCCUUUGUGGAGAUGUUGCUCUGCCUGGUAUGUACCACAGUAUGGUAUGUAUGUAUCUAUUGUGUAUCCCUUCAAUUACAGGUGUGUUUAUUGCUAGAAAUGGAGAUGCAUAAGUCUAAUAACAUACUGUGGGGCACUGCAGGCAAUGCAAUAACAUCUCCUCUGUGACAAACCUCCAGAAAAAAUGAUGUAGUAGAAGUACAUUUUUAUGGUUUUGAGUUAUAAUUGAAUUUGGUUUGGUGCAGUAAACCAUCUACCUCCUAGAGAACUUUGAUUCUCUGAUUUGCAACCGUAAUACUUUGUUUGUUUUAACUGUACUGCUAAACAUAUUUUUGUUUUAUUUUAAGCUAAUUUUUAACUGUUCAUUUAACCUCCAGAUAACCUACUGCUGGUCUCUGUAUACUAAAACCAAUGGUAACUUGGUGUGGUCACUAAAUGAAUAUUGUAAACACAUUAACUUCAGGGACUGUGUUUGUUACUAGUGGAAAUGCACUUUAUUUAUUUUACUGUAAAACAUUCUCAAAUAAACAUGUUUUAACUGGUUGUGUUUAUCAAUGGUCC
Molecule: messenger RNA, 3866 nt
Organism: Periophthalmus magnuspinnatus
Lineage: Eukaryota; Metazoa; Chordata; Actinopteri; Gobiiformes; Gobiidae
Product: FYVE, RhoGEF and PH domain-containing protein 4-like
Exons: 16
Coding region: 112-2829 (905 amino acids)
Biological process (GO): cytoskeleton organization; filopodium assembly
Cellular component (GO): cytoplasm
Molecular function (GO): guanyl-nucleotide exchange factor activity; metal ion binding
Source: RefSeq, a predicted model, not a curated record